ACGGCUCACUUUUACAUCGACGACGUUCCUCCACCCGGAGAAGCACCAACGUUUGAUAAGGAAACAGCGUUUCCCGUAAAGGACUUUGUCAGACAUGUGACAGAACUCCACAGAACUCAGAGCUUCCAACGAGAGUUCAAGGCUUGCACGGUGGACAUGCAGAUGAAAACCCAGAGCUCCAACUUUCCUGAAGAAACUAAAGAGACCGACUCUUCGGCUGAGGACCGCCACAGGACGCCGCUUUUACUGGAUUCUGGUGAAGAAGGGAAGUCGACAGACCGCAUCAACACAAACUACGUGCAAGGCUUAAAGGGGUCCCAGUCCUACAUCACCACCAGGGGACCUCUGGCGUCCUGUGUGGAGGAUUUCUGGAAGACGAUCUGGGAGCAGAAUGUCGGCGUCAUCGUGAUGAUUAGCAAUCAGGAGGGAAAAGGAAAAAGGGGAGGGGACUGGUUCUGGCCCCCGGAGACCCAGGAGGACUACGGAAGCCUGCUGGUUACAGAGAAGAAAUGCAAAGUCCGAGCCUUCUACACCCAGAGGACGUUCUCUGUUAGGAGCACCAAAAAGGGCUCUGAGAAGGACAGGACAGUGGAGCUGUAUCAUUACACCCAGUGGCCAGACGGGGGCGUCCCAGAGUUCGCUCUGCCUCUCCUCUCCUUUGAGCAGUUUGUCUUCAUUUACGAUGCUUUGGUGGAAGCCAUUUUGUUCGGGGAAACGGAGGUGGAGGAAACUCACCUGCAUAAAUACGUUGAUGAGCUGUUCACCACCCAAACGACUGGAGGAACCCAAAUGCAGGAGCAGUUCCAGCUGGUCUGUGGUUCUGCAGCUCUGGAGAACCGAGACUGUUCUGUGAUUCCCGUCGACAGGUCUCUGAUGUCAGACUCAUCUGAGGAAUCUCUGGACCACAUCAAGGCCUCAUUCGUUUCUGGGUACAGGAUGAGGAGAGAGUUCAUUAUUACCCAGAAUCCUUUGCCUGGCACCAUAGGGGAUUUCUGGAGGAUGAUAUGGGAGCAGAGGGUUCAGCUCAUCGUGUCACUGCCUGGUACGGAGGGGGGGGAGUCAGGUGUCUUUUGGCCCCACAGAGAGCCGGUAAACUACGGGACGUUCACCGUAACGGAAACGAGCAAAACCUGCUCCAGUCUUUCCACCGAGGACGUUCUGGUGGGGGAAUCGGUCCUGGAGGUGAGACUGUGCAGCGCCCCCUGCUGGCCGGACCCUGAGGGCCCCCCCAGCCAAAGCCUGGAGCUGCUCAGCCUGGUGGGGGGGGGGGGCCCCGGGGGGGGAACCCCCACGGCCGUCCACGACCAGGCGGGGGGUGUGAGGUCCUCCUCCUUCUGCCUGCUCUCCUCCCUGACUCAGCAGUUGGAGGCUGAAGGUUCGGUGGAUGUUUUCCAGACGGCAAAGCUGCUGAACCUCAUGAGACCCGGAUCCUUCAGACACAUAUACCAGUUCCUGUACAAAGCCGUGCUGGUUUUGGUGACCAGGCGGGCGGAUAAUAAAGAGGUCCAGGUCCAGAUCUCAGCAGAGGAAGGAACCAGCCUCCAGUCUCUG
This is a messenger RNA of Menidia menidia (Atlantic silverside), 1551 nucleotides long. The record is from the annotation of a GenBank genome assembly. NCBI's taxonomy places the organism in Eukaryota, Metazoa, Chordata, Actinopteri, Atheriniformes, Atherinopsidae.